Molecule: messenger RNA, 7284 nt
Organism: Pieris napi
Lineage: Eukaryota; Metazoa; Arthropoda; Insecta; Lepidoptera; Pieridae
Exons: 7
Coding region: 157-6549 (2130 amino acids)
Source: RefSeq, a predicted model, not a curated record
GUGUCAAAUUUAAAUUUGUAUUAAUAACGAAUUUUCGUUUGUUUGUGUAAACUGAAAUGUGAAUAUUGUUUCAACUUUAAUAAAUUAACUAGUUGAAUCCUUAGUUAGUGAAGUGUUUUUAAAUAAUGAUAGAAUAGUAUCAACACGAUAUCAGAAAUGGAUCAAGAAGACACCCAGAGUAACAAAACUGAUGCCGCGGCCGCGGCCAAAAGGAAGCGCAGAUCAUCAAUACUUAAAAGUCAAAGACCACCUCGAACUCCAUUCUCUGAGCUUGAAUUCAAUGUUGCUACACCCACUGACACAACAAAGAGCCGUCGCGUUAGUUUCUCUAAAAGGACUGGUGUAGCGGAAUUUGUUACAAACGAAGGUACUACAACUUGGAAAAAUUUCUAUGAAGAACAUAACAAGUCGCUAGAAACCUCUGGAAAUGAUGCUCAUAAUGGUCAAAGACCUCAAUCUAUUGGUCAAUUAGGUCGACAUAUUUUUGACCAACAGUUUGAAGAAUUUGAAGCUAUAGAUUUUGGAGGAACAUUGCUCCCAACACAAACGCUUGCACAACAAUUACAUAACUCCCUAAACGUCAAUAUCACUCAGCAGCUGGCUGCAUUAGAAUGUACUGGGGAGAAACUUGCAAUUCCACAACAAAACUUUGAGUUGAGUGAAGUAACUGACCAGAGAAGCAAACUUUUUAAUGAUGAACUCACCAUUCCAGCUAUGGCAGAAAUGUCGAACCAAAUGAAUGUUGACUUUUCUGCUAUGAAUAGUAAAUGUGAUGAUCUAGAUGAAAUUCAAAAAGAUGUGAAUAGAGUGCAUCAAAAUGUUGUUGGACCUGCUAAUUUCGGGAAUGUCUCUGAAUAUAUAGAAGUUGACCUCAAUAUGACCAAUGUUGGUGUAAGAAAUGAUGAUGAUAUGUCUAUAACUGAGACAGUUCAUAUCCCGAAAGUACAAGAAGUAGUGAAGUCAGCAUCAAAGAAAUCGAUUACAAAGUUUAGUUUAGACGAUAAAGAGAAUAUAGCUCUUAAUCCAUAUGCACCGAUUUGUGAAAGUGAACAUUUUGCCAUAGAGGAAAAAAAUGAAGUAUUAGUUUUUGAUGGCAAAAAAUUAACUGUGCAGAUUGAGAAAAAAAGUGUUUGUGCACCUGUAUCUGUAGAAUCACGACCAAGAAAGACAAUAAUACUUAAUACAGAUGAUGAUUUGCCUAAUUUCAAAUCAGAUCCAAAUCCAUGUUUAAAAUUACAAGAAGUUAAUCAAGAAAACCUGGAUGAUGUGUCUAGAAGUAGGACAACAUUGUUUGAAGAUAAAUCCAUGACCCAAGCUCUACCUGUAAACAUUAUUGAUCAGAAUGAAGUACAAAUUAACCCAGAAAGAGAAAGGACUAUUAUCUGCAAUGACGACUGUAACAUGUCUACAACUCAAGUUAUAUCUACAAAAAUAUACAAUCAAGACCAAAAAGUAGUACAGGAUAAUGCAGAAAGAAGAAGAACUAUUGUCUAUGGUAAUGACUGUGAUAUAUCUAUGACACAAGCCCUGUCAAGUAAUGUUAUUAUUGAUGCCUACACUGCACAGGCUAAAGAAAAGAGACAAACAAUUGUCUUUGAAAAUGAUGGAGAUUUAUCAUUAACACAGGCUGUUCCCAGUAUAAAAGUUAUGCAACACAAAGAAAAUCCUUCAGAGGCUAAGGUAGAAAAGAGACGAACUAUAAUUUUUGAAAAUGAUGGAGAUUUAUCAUUAACACAAGCUAUUCCUACUAUAGAAGUUAUGCAUAACAAAGAAAAUCCUUCAGAGGCUAAGGUAGAAAAGAGACGAACUAUUAUUUUUGAAAAUGAUGGAGAUUUAUCAUUAACACAGGCUAUUCCUACUUUAGAAGUUAUGCAUAACAAAGAAAAUCCUUCCGAGGCCAAGGUAGAAAAGAGACGAACUAUUAUUUUUGAAAAUGAUGGAGAUUUAUCAUUAACACAGGCUAUUCCUACUAUAGAAGUUAUGCAUAACAAAGAAAAUCCUUCCGAGGCUAAGGUAGAAAAGAGACGAACCAUUAUUUUUGAAAAUGAUGGAGAUUUAUCAUUAACACAGGCUGUUCCUACUGUAGAAGUUAUGCAUAACAAAGAAAAUCCUUCAGAGGCUAAUGUAGAAAAGAGACGAACUAUUAUUUUUGAAAAUGAUGGAGAUUUAUCAUUAACACAGAAUAUUCCAACUGUAGAAGUUAUGCAUAACAAAGAAAAUCCUUCCGAGGCUAAGGUAGAAAAGAGACGAACUAUUAUUUUUGAAAAUGAUGGAGAUUUAUCAUUAACACAGGCUAUUCCUACUUUAGAAGUUAUGCAUAACAAAGAAAAUCCUUCAAAGGCUAAUGUAGAAAAGAGACGAACUAUUAUUUUUGAAAAUGAUGGAGAUUUAUCUAUUACACAAGCUAUUCCUACAGAUAUCAUAAAUAAUAAAGUACCAGUAGAAAGUAAACCGGAAAGAAGGCGAACUGUAGUCUUUGAUAAUGACGGUGAUAUAUCAAUAACACAAGCUCUCCCUACAAAUAUAGUUAAUACCAUAAGCAGAGAAGGUUUAGCCAAGCUUGAAGAAAAAAUGAAUGACAUAUCUACUAUGCAAGCUGUGUCUAACCAUUUAUUAAUGAAUGCUAAUAAAUGUGAAACUACAAAUAAAAGAAAAACUAUUGUCUAUAAAGAUGAUGGUGAUAUAUCAAUGACGGAAGCAGUUCCAGCAAAAAUAUAUCAAAGUCACAAUAAUAUAAUAAAAACGGUUUCAAGUGAAAUUCCUCCACCACAAAUAGAUAUUAAUACUCAAAAUAAAACGCAGAAUUAUGAAGAUAUGGAUAUUUCAGUUACUCAAACACUACCACAAAAUAUCCUGUCAAAGAGAAGAACAAUUUGCAAUGAAGAUGACUUAUCUAGGACACAAGCCAUACCUUCAAACAUGUUAAAUAAAAAUAAGACUGUUUUGUAUGACAACAAUAUGGAUAUAUCUAUUACUCAAACAAUUCCACAGAGUGUCUUUUUAGCCCAGAUAGAAAAACAGACACCUCUUUCUACCAAUGAGGUCACAAGAGAUCAAACGCAACCCGCACAAAUACUUCCCAGAAUUGAAAGUGCACUUUUACGGGAAUGUCAAUCUACAAUUCAAAAUGUAAACAAUUUACAAGCAGAAGCUAAAAGAGACAUUUGUGUUACCCAAUCUGAAAAUAAGAUCACAGAAACUAAUAUGGUAGAAUUAAAUAGCAUGGUAUUGCCAGAAAAUUUGGUAGAAAAUAUGGAUAUAUCGGACAAUGUCCCUUCUCAACCUGCGGACUUCAAUAUGUCAGUAGAUGAACUUAAAAUAGAAGAGAAACAAUUUCAAAGUGAACCUGUUAAUGAGACAGAUAAACCUGAUUACGGUAAUCUAUCUAAUAAACCUAUACCGAGUAAUAUCCUUACUCUAGAACAGAAUUUGGAAAAUAAGCAGAGAAAAUCACAACAUUAUCACGAAUCUCUACGUGGCAACCAAGCUUUUGUUUAUCAAUCUAUAACAAAUGUAAAAAUUUCUGAUCAAGAAGGGAAUGGAAGUUCAAAAAUACUUACAGAAAAGCCGUCGAGAGAGUCUAUCAAAGAAAACUUAUCAUUCAUUAAGUCUGAGAAUAAUUUACAUCUAACGGACGCAAGUGCACCUUUAGAUAUUACCGAGUCCAUCGAUAGAGAUAAACAAAUAGAAGAAAUAAAAUCAGAUUUUGAAAAGCCGAAGGUUUGUGUUACUGGAUCAAUUUCAUCUCAAAUUUCAACAAAAACUAAGAAAUCAAUAUUAAACGAAUUACUAGAUAUGUCGACUGGCUCGGAAGAGUGUUUGGAUGACAAAAAUAUCAAGGCCGUAAUAGACAGUAGAAGUGACGACUUAAAAGUCCUUCAAGAAGACAUAAAUAUUGCUGAAAUAAGAUCGAGUGAUGUAUUCAGAAUAACAAGAGGUAGUUUUGAUGGACCGGAAUUGGAAGAAUUUAAAACAAAAACUGAAAUUGAAGAUUCGCCUGCGAUUAAGUUUGAAGAUAAUGACGUUGAUGAUUUUAAGAUCAAAUUGCAAACUUUAAAAACAAUAUCCAAAAAUAGACAUUACGAACAAGUGGUUAGCGACGACAUAGAAGAACCAGAUUUGAAUAAAACAAAUACAAGAAAAUCGUUUAAGAAUGCGGACGAUACUCGGGAGUUAUUACAAAUGCUCUCUGAGUUCACCGAUCGGCCAACUCUGUCACCAACUAUUGAAGAAGAUAUGUAUUUAAAAGAAGAGGAAAAGUAUGGAGAGACACAAACUGAGCCACGAAGAAUUAGUUUUGCUGCUAAUAGACGAUCUAUUGUUCUCAGCAAAGAAGAACUUUUUAAUAACAUUUCAAUGGCUCAAGCUGCACUACAGGAAUCGCGUUACCUAGACGAUACUUUCGAUGUAGCGACUGAGAUGUCUAAUGGAACAAUAGAUAUUGAGGACAGAAACCAAAAAUCUUUAAGAAUGGGCAGUGAUGUGGUUAAAGAGCUUAAAUUUGAUGACACAGAAGAUGAUGUAGUGAUUUCGCCGUUGAAGAAAACUGCGUUCGGUGAAACAACUUAUAUGAACGAAAGUAAAGAAAAAUCUAAAGUUAUACCGACUUACGAUGUAACAGAUGGUAUUAAAGAACUAAUGAAUGAUUUGGUUAAGCCAAUGGCUGAUAUUCUACCCUUCGAGGCUGGCAAUUUAGAUAGAUCAACGAAAAAAUCACCGUCAACAAUCAGUACACAAAUACAAGCUAAUCUUAUAACUUCGAGUCAAAUUGAUAUAGAUGUUGAACUACAAUCGACUCCAGAUUCAGUUGCGGAUAUGGGUUCAUCGUUGCUUAGUAAAGUUACUUCUCUGGGUAGUAAAGCGAUAGCCAGCGUUUUCCCAGGACCAAAGAUAGAUGAUGAACAACCGGAAAAAUCUAAAUCCCCAAGAAAUCGACCAAGUGUGCCAGGACACGUACUUGUGUUCGAUCCCGGAAAUCCAUUAAACAAUGUUAUAUUAUCUGCUAGGGAUUACGAAAAUGUUCACUCAUACAAUCCUAUACGAUCAUCCGAAACGCUUCAUUCUGAACGAGAACAUUCCGUACAAUUGACUGACUCUAACGAAGAUAAGGGAAGGGUUGAAACACAAUACAACGUUAACGUGGCUAUCGCAUCAGGCGACGCUGGCUCGCAAAUCAAUAGAAGCAAUACGUCCAUAAAGAGUAAACCACUAUCUAUAGAUCGAUCAGUGGAAAUGAAACUGAACAUAAGAGAUAAUGAAAUUAACACGGAAAUUGCUAUGAAACCGAAUUCAGAACUUUUGGACGCACAUUCAUCGCUCACGUUGGUUGAUGACGCAUUAGCACGCAGCACUUUUGAUGUCGACUUAGAUACGCGCACAGAAUCUGAUGUUAAGACGCCGGUACGGGUUAUAUAUGAAAUGGAUGAGAAUGGAUGUCUGUCGGAGAAGCUGGAAUCAGAUCUUACGUCAAACGAAGAUGUAGAAGUCGAUCAUCCGAAGAAGCGCGGCCUCAGUCCCUAUGCGCCAACAACAGAUUUGACCCCAAAGCCGCGAAGUAAAAUACAGAAAAUGUCAAAGACAAGAACAAGUCCAAAGAAACCGAUAACCGUUCAGGAGAUUAUGACAGAGUUCAAUAUUACGAAGAGAGAACAAAAUGCGAUCGUGAAACAAGUGAAUAAGGCUGUAGAUUUUGAAAUGAGAAGCGUGACGUCAUACGAGAGUACGCAAAGUGCGAAAUCAGAGCGGCAAUUUAGCAGUGAAUCUUCGAGGGUAGAUUUCAGAAGCAUUAGUGAACAAAGCUCGAAGAAUAUGUUCGAAGAGUGCGAAUCCAGUACCAACGUUGUCGCAAAGAUUGACAUGUUGCCGUUUAUGGGAAGUCGUGACUGCGAGUGGGAAGCUACUUCCGGUGACAUAUGGACCUUCCUGUUGCUUCGAUCGCGUGUAAGGGUGACUGUUAAACACGAACAUAGUUAUUUCAACGCGUCUAGAACGAGUGUAAGAGCUGAUACCCCGGUUGUGGCUGUGAAUGUCGAAAUGGUUCAUAAUGAUGAAAAAGACCCGCUUAUCGCACUAUGUCUACGUCUAGCGACGCAAUCCAUGCGAUACGAGUGUUCUCGUAAGUGUACGACGGCGGGCGAAGUACCGAUGAUGCUAAAGCGUUGUGUGUCUGUGUCUAAAACAGCUGUUCAGUGGUUGAAAGCCAUGCGUGAUGCUAUGCUAAGGCUGGCUUUUCAGGUGGAUAGGGACGGGUGUCUUACUUUAAAGGUGGCAAAUAUACGCCUCCGUUCCGUGUGGGAAGUCUCAAUGCGUAUAGAGCUGACAGUGGAAGACGCACACGAGACGGCAUGGCCAUGCGCCAAUUCCAUUGGCAUUUCGACGAUCGUCGCCGAUGUGGAGGUGGCCGCUGAUUCCUUGAAUGGUUUAAUUAAGAAUGUUCCCCAUGAUUGGGGACAUGUGCCUAGGACCAUUUGGAAAAUCUUUAAGUACCUCAAAAAUAAGCCGCGCGAUGAUGACUUCUAUGGGAUUAAUAUAUUAAAUAUGGUUAAAUAGUGUUAUUUCCGCAUUUUAUAAUCUGUGAUUCAUGAACGAAGACUGAACUCAUAACUUACCUAACCUCCAUUAGUUGAAGAUUUCAAAAUGACAAUAGCGUAAAAAUUGUCCAUCUGUGAAUCUCAAUGAACAUAGUGUGACAGUUGACAAUUUUGACAAUUGACAGGAGCAGACCAUAAAUUCCUAAAGAAAUUUGACAAUUAUUGGCGAUAGAAAUAACUUUGAAUUUAGACAAUUUAGGUUUUAGCUAAUUUAUUAAAUAAAGAUUAACUUGCGUAUAUUGAAUUCCUGUCAUUUUUGAGCUACGGAAGUCAAAGAUAAGUUUUGUUUCGGAAUCUUGAGAGUCAAAACUCGGCAAGAACUAGUAUGUCAAGAUGUUUUGGCAUAUGGAAGCGAUACUAGGCGCCAAGUUACGACUAAUUCCUUUAUAAUUUUGUAUUUGAAACUAAAAAAAAUAAAUAAGUUAAAAAUGUUUCAGUACAAAAAUUUCCCAAUGUUUAUAUAUAAUGGUAAAAUUCACAGUUGUAAACCGGGCUUUUCCGAAGCGCAAUUGCAAAUGAAAUAUUCAAUCUAAUUUUAUCUCAGUGAUUUUUAAACGUCGAUUUUUUAAAUAUUUCGAUAAAAAAUGUAAAAAGGAAAAUUUCAACAUAUCAUAAUAAAUGUAUUGUUUAAUUUUAGUUUUAAGGUUUUUCAAUACUGUAUUACUUUACAAUUUUAUUAAAAUAUUGGUUGAAU